GAUGCGAAAAACACGAAACUAGCGCGACCGAAACAGACAUGUAAGCGCUUAAGAGGAAAACACUUCUCAGCCUGGCGAUGAGGAUGCUGCGGGAUAGGUGAACGUUAUAAAAAGAAGCGCAAAGAAAAAAACUCCCGGGAUCAAAGCAGAAGUGGAGCGCGACGGUUUUAUUUCAUGUUUCUGCGCGCGGUCGGUUUGCGGUGGACAUCUCGAGAUUGUACCCGACACUAGUUGCUUUUUGGGGGAUUGCUUUCGGUUUUGUUGUAGUUUUGAUUGCUGUGGUAACUUUUCCAGCGGUCCGGAUUUAUCGCCGUCCCGUGAUGUUUCACUGUAUCCCCCUGUGGCGGUGCAACCGUCACAUCGAGGCGAUCGAUAAGCGCCACUGCUCGCUGCUUUUCGUCCCGGAUGAGAUUUACCGAUACAGAGGCAGUCUGGAAGAGCUUUUACUGGACGCCAACCAACUCCGGGACCUGCCCAAGAAAUCUGGUCUGAUCAUGGAGCUCCCUGAAAGCAUUUCAUAUUGUAAAACCCUCCAAGUAGCAGAUUUUAGUGGAAAUCCUUUGACAAGAUUGCCUGAAAGUUUUCCAGAAUUACGGAAUUUAGCAUGCCUUUCCAUCAAUGACAUUUCCUUACAAGCACUUCCAGACAACAUUGGAAACCUCUGUAACUUGGUAUCACUGGAACUCCGAGAGAACUUGCUGACAUAUUUACCAGAGUCUCUGUCUCAACUUCAGAAACUCGAAGAACUGGAUGUAGGAAGCAAUGAACUGUAUAAUUUGCCCGAGACAAUAGGCUGUCUUGUCAGCCUGAAAGACCUGUGGCUUGAUGGAAACCAGCUGUCUGAUAUACCCGCGGAAGUGGGCAGUAUGAGAAGCUUGACGUGUCUGGAUGUGUCGGAGAAUAAGUUAGAGCGCCUCCCGGAGGAGAUGGGGAACCUGCUGUCCCUCACUGACCUGCUGGUGUCCCAGAACCUCAUAGACCUGCUGCCGGAGGGCAUCGGAAAAUUAAAACGUCUCUCGAUAUUGAAAGCGGAUCAGAACCGUUUAGUGCAGCUCCCGGAGAGCAUCGGCCACUGUGAAAGCCUGACAGAACUAGUGCUGACAGAAAACCAGCUGGUGAAUUUGCCAAGAAGUAUUGGAAAACUAAAGAAACUCUCCAACUUCAACUGUGAUAGGAAUCGACUAACAUCGUUACCGAAAGAGAUCGGCGGCUGCUGCAGUCUGAAUGUGCUGUGUGUGAGAGAGAACCGGCUGAUGCGCAUCCCUCCAGAGCUCUCGCAGGCCAGCGAACUCCACGUGCUGGACCUGUCUGGAAACAGGCUGCUGUAUCUGCCCCUGACGCUCACGUCUCUGCGGCUCAAAGCUCUGUGGCUCUCGGAGAACCAGUCUCAGCCUCUGCUCACUUUCCAGACAGACGUGGACCCCGAGUCUGGAGAGAAGGUGCUGACCUGCGUGCUGCUGCCUCAGCAACCCUGCGAAUCGGAAAACACAGGUUCAGAUAAUCUGGCACGCUGCGGGGCUCUGGAGAGUUUGGUGGAGAGCAGCAUUCUGGACGACACGUGGGACGAUAAAGCUGCAAACCGAAUGAGCACCAUCCGCUUCAUGGAGGACGAUGAUGAUGAAGACGAUGAAGAGCGGACGCUCCUGCGACGGGCCACUCCUCACCCCGGCGAGCUCAAGAACAUGAAGAAAGUGGCGGAGAGCAUCCGAAAGGACAUGAACGCCGCCAAAGGCCUGGAUUCCAACAAAAACGAGGUCAAUAAUGCUGUGGAUCGCGUGACCACGUCUGUGUGACCAACAUGUCUCUCCCCAGUGUGUGUGUGUGUGUGUGUACGCCCCAGCCAUUCCUCUCUGUUUCAACGCUGUCCCGGAGCCCCCUUUAUCCAGCCCUGCUCACUUCAUCAGGAACCCAAACACACGGUGCCUUGUUUUCUAAAAGAGCAAUGAUCCUGCAGAGGAGGAGCACGUCUCACUCUCCACAUCCACUGCUUUGUUUGCUUUCCUUCUCCUCACAGGUAGUUGCACUACAGUCUUAGCCUCUGAAUCUUUUAAUAUUGAAAGUUAUAUAUAUAUAUAUGCUCUAUUUUUUUAUUUUUUUGAAACACUGGGUGCUUUUCUUUCUUUCGGUGACGUGUGGAAAAAGCCCCGAUAUUUCGGACCUACUGAUUAUUAUUAUUAUUUUUUAAUUAUUGUAUAGUUGCUUGUGAAUAUUGACACGUUUUUAUACAUACAUAUAUAAAUAUAAUAAUGGCAGCUCAGGUGGUGUAAAUUUUAGAAAGAGAAGCCAGUUUUUCUAUAAUCGCCGAAUUCUUCCUUAAUUUCCCAAUUCUAAAGCAUUCGAACAAAGAUUUUCAGCAUUGAAUCGAACACCAGCGGCAGCUUCUGUAUUUCCUCUUCAGGUUUUUCCUCCCUUUUUUAAUAUAACUGUGUGUUCAAAAUCAGAAAGGGCUACACACUCCAGCAUAUCCUCAUCAGCUUCCCGCUUGAUUUUCUUGUCAAAGCAGGUACAAUACAACUUUAUAAAUUAAGGUAAUGGUCAUUUUUAAUCUUCAGCUUUGGUUUAGGCUUUUAUUUCUCCCUCCAAGUGCCGGAACGCACUUUUAAAUCCGACGCUAUCGUUUUAAGUAUAUGUGUAUGGUACACUACGGACUUCAUCUUCCAUUUUUGUAUGUUUCGACUUGUAUUCCGAGACCAACGGAUGCUUUUUAAUGUUGAUUUUUUUUUACUAUCUUGUAAAAUGAUGAAGCUGCACAGAACACAAUCUUAAGCAGGCGCUGUUUCUGGGCCAGUACGUUUAUGACUUUAACCACUGAAAUAAUAAAAUGACUUCAUGAAAGCAA
Messenger RNA from Danio rerio (zebrafish), 2839 nucleotides. It is a transcript of the gene lrrc1, whose product is annotated as leucine rich repeat containing 1. The record is from RefSeq and is marked validated. NCBI's taxonomy places the organism in Eukaryota, Metazoa, Chordata, Actinopteri, Cypriniformes, Danionidae.